This is a messenger RNA of Trichoderma citrinoviride, 1025 nucleotides long. RefSeq names its product putative alpha-ketoglutarate-dependent sulfonate dioxygenase. The coding region runs from base 18 to 1025 and encodes 335 amino acids. Gene Ontology annotation, cellular component: cytoplasm. Lineage: Eukaryota; Fungi; Ascomycota; Sordariomycetes; Hypocreales; Hypocreaceae. The record is from RefSeq and is a predicted model, not a curated record. Gene Ontology annotation, molecular function: 2-oxoglutarate-dependent dioxygenase activity. The transcript is spliced from 5 exons.
AAACAUCACCACUCACAAUGGCCACCCUCACCCUCACCAGCACAAUCAGUCCCCGCGUAUUGGCCUACAAGCCGCCUCAUCCCGAGCUCAAGGAGUUUGUCCCCGCCCGUGACCGCGCUUUCUUUGCAGACCCGGAAAAGACGUCCCUUCUGAGAUGGGCCACAGCCGUCGAGGAAGUCACUCCGCUCAUCGGGACGGAGCUCAAGGGUGUUCAGCUAAGCAAGCUCACCGACCAGCAAAAGGACGAGCUCGCAUUGCUUGUAGCAGAGAGGGGCGUCGUUUUCUUUCGUGAUCAGGACAUCACUCUCGAUCAGCAGCAUGCGCUGGCAUCGUACUAUGGUAUUCAAGAUAGAGACCCCAACCAACAAGAUCCUAGACAUGUAACCAUCAUUGGUCGUGGCGGAAACAUCCGAGGCCAUGGCAACUUCAGCUCAGAAUGGCAUGGAGACCACUCCUUUGAGCUGAAUCCGCCCUCGUACACACUGCUCCGCAUGGUCAAGACGUCUCCCAGCGGCGGAGACACCAUCUUCACCAGCCAGACCGGCCUGUAUGAUGCAUUGAGUCCUGCUUUCCAGAGGGCCAUUGAAGGCUUGCACGGCGUCCACUCGUCAGACGUAUCCCAUCCUUUGGUCCGGACUCACCCGGUAACCCGUCUCAAGUCUCUCUUCUACAACCCUCAUUUCGUCGAUCGCAUCCAGGAGCUCAACGCCCAGGAGUCUCACCACAUCCUGGCCUUUCUCCGCGAGCACCUGUCCAACGCAGACGACCUGACGGUUCGCUGGAAAUGGACGCCUGGAGCGGUUGCUUUCUGGGAUAACAGAAUCAUUGCCCACAAGGCCGUUCCAGGUCAUUACGACACAGAGCUGAGGGAAGGAAAGCGGACGGCUGUCCAUGGCGAGCGACCCUUUUACGACCCGGAGAACAGCGAGAGCCUGAGUGAGAGGGCGGCGAGGCUUGCAAACGAGAAGGGCACGAAUGGGAACGGCAUUGUCGAAAAGACAAAGGAACUGGUGUUGAAUGAUUAA